AUGGCUGCCCUCAUCCUUAGCCUGAUCCUUUGCGCUUGGAGUGUCUCCACUACCGCUCUAUGCGAUCUCUCAACUACCAUCGUCGGAAAGCUACCAGCCGUUCCAGAAGGAUGGACUCAGGGCAGAAAACCAAGUUCAAAUGAAGUCGUCAAACUGCGUAUCGCCAUGAAUCGACCUGCAAUGGGUGAUAUCCAUCAGCACCUACUGGACAUCUCUACACCCGAUCAUCCAUUCUAUGGUCACCACCUGGAAAAACAUGAACUCGAUGCUCUGCUGCGGCCAGCCAGCGAUGUGACUGCUGCAAUUCUUGACUGGCUCGAGGGCAAAGGUAUCCUGCCAAGCAACAUCACCCAUCAAGGAUCCUGGAUCACGUUCAACGCUUCCAUUUACCAAGCAGAGAGUCUUCUUAGCACUGAAUUCUACGAGUAUCACAACGGAGACACGAUUUUGAUUCGCACUCUGCAGUACUCGGUCCCGACAAGCCUGAUGCCAUUGAUCACUACAAUUCAGCCCACUACUCGGUUUGGUCAACCAAGAGCACAAGCCAGGCUUAUGCUAGAGACCAGAGAUAACCCCGACCCUGGUUUAAUCUCGCCAAUUGGGAAUCCCGGACUGCUGACCACCUAUAAUGCCACCUUCUGUAACAGCACCAUCACUCCAGCAUGCAUUCGAGGCAUCUACAGGAUGAGCAAUUUCCAAGCCGAUCCCAACGGAAAGACAAAACUCGGUGUAUCUGGCUUCAUUGACGAAGGAGUGUAUUUUGACGACCUUGAAGAUUUUCUCAAGCUUACCGGUGCCGGGAGUCAGUCCCAUGACUUCUCUAUUGUCCCAAUCAACAAUGGGGUCAGCGACCAGCAAGGGGUUAACAAAACUGCAGAGGGGAAUCUCGAUGUGCAAUAUGCCGUAGCCCUGGCACAAGGGACGUCAGUGGUUUACUACUCAACAGGCGGACGAGCUCCAAUGCUCGCAGAUCUUGACCAGCCGACGCCUUCCCAAAACGGCAGCAACGAACCGUACCUUGAUCAACUGCAAUACUUACUGAGUCUCAACAACUCAGACCUUCCCGACGUUCUUACGACCUCGUACGCUGAGGACGAGCAGACAGUACCCCUUGACUGGGCGACAGAAGUGUGCAUUGCAUUCUCGUUUCUUGGUCUACGUGGAGUAUCUGUGAUCUUCGCUUCGGGUGAUACCGGUGUUGGCAGUGCGUGUCAAUCCAAUGACGGAAAGGAAACACCACGCUUUGCACCAAACUUUCCAGCAACGUGCCCCUAUGUGACCGCCGUUGGAGGCACUUAUGCCUUAAAUCCAGAGAUUGCGGCUGCUUUCUCGUCAGGAGGAUUUUCCAACUACUUCGUGGCACCCUCUUACCAAGUCAACACCACGAAAGCCUAUCUCAGCAGGCUGGGUGAUAAGAACAAAGGUUAUUAUAAUGCCUCUGGUCGAGGAUACCCUGAUGUCUCUGCCCAAUCUGUGCGCUACCUCAUAGAGAACCAAGAUCACCCGGAGUUCCUAUACGGGACGUCUUGCGCGGCGCCAACCUUUGCGGCCAUUAUAUCCAAUCUGAACAACCAACGUCUGGCACAGGGGAAGACCAAGCUCGGCUUCUUGAACCCUUGGCUGUACUCGCAGGGCUAUCAGGCAUUCAACGAUAUCACCCUAGGACACUCUCGCGGUUGUUCAGGUCAGGACAUGUACACGGGACAGCCGACACCUAAGAUUUUGAAUGCCAGUUGGAAUGCGGCUCCCGGUUGGGAUCCCGUUACAGGCUGGGGAACGCCAGACUUUCAAAAGCUUUCAAACAUGCUGGCUUCGUGA
Molecule: messenger RNA, 1818 nt
Organism: Fonsecaea erecta
Lineage: Eukaryota; Fungi; Ascomycota; Eurotiomycetes; Chaetothyriales; Herpotrichiellaceae
Exons: 3
Coding region: 1-1818 (605 amino acids)
Biological process (GO): proteolysis
Molecular function (GO): serine-type endopeptidase activity; tripeptidyl-peptidase activity
Source: RefSeq, a predicted model, not a curated record